This is a messenger RNA of Prorocentrum cordatum, 1662 nucleotides long. The record is from the annotation of a GenBank genome assembly. Lineage: Eukaryota; Dinophyceae; Prorocentrales; Prorocentraceae.
UCGUGAACAAAGAAUACAUGUAGCUGCUUAGCAAGCUUCAGAAAACGGGUUUCGCGAGGACUUGCUGUAGCACUGGCUGGUUGAACUGCGGCCAAGAGAGUACGAAUGUUCCACGAGCCAACCGUACGACGGGAGGACAAGGACAAAUGGCUGGGCCCUGACCGAAACAUGAGGCUGAAGAGGAAACUGUCCAGGCCCGAUAACGCAGACGGACCAGCACCAGAUGGGAGAGAGAGGGACGGAUGAGGCACAUCUCCAAGCAAUUUGCGACAGGCAAAGCUAGAACAGGACUGGACAGCAAUAAUUCUGAAGCCCGCAGCCGAAACAUCACCCAAACAGGUGAUCCCAGCGGUCGCCCCCGUAGCCUGAGGCCCGCACUCUUCCUGGUGUUUAAAAACGCUGUGCAACUUAACGACUUCCUCCUCCAACCGCUCUACAACAUGAGAGAUAACUGCAUGAACUUCCGGAAACUUCUCAAACAGGAGCUUUACAAAGACAAGGGAAUCAGGGCCUCCCGAUUUGUCGAACUCACGGUGGCAAGCCAGAACGGGUACCUCAGCGUGGCGAAUGGUGCAGAUGCCCCCGCCCAGCCCGUCGGAACCCAUCUCCUUGUCAAGUGGGCGCACGGCUGCCGAGAGAGCGCCCCUGAUCUUUCUCAUGGCAAGGGAAAGCAGCCGAGCACCUGGCUCAAGAUCCCGCCUGGCGCAGAAGGUGAUCAGCUGCUGCGGGUAGAUCGGGUCAGGGAAGAUUAAUGGCGGCUUGGAGAUGAGCGCGUUGAGAGAGUCCGUGGCCUUCAAGGGGUCGGAUAAAUCGAGUGCGAUCUUCUCAAUCGUGCCGAAAGCCCGCACCGCCGGACGAACGCGCUCCUGUGGAACAGCGGCCUCGACGAAGAGCUCCGCAGCUCGUUGCAGACAGCCCUGCGUCAUCUUCCGCGGAACACCGACAAUGAUAGCGCGGUGAGCGCGUUCCAUGGGUUCAUGGCGGGAUCCAGCACUCGGGCGCUCAGCGCGUCGCCCAGCACCACGGGGGAGACGAAGAGAGGAAGGCGUCGGCAGGCAGUUCUGCUGGUCAGCUAUCGCACUGUCAAUGCUCUUCAUCUUGGCUUCAACCACAAACGAGACCGCACUUUGAACAGCUUCAACCUGAUUCUUUUCAAAAGCGUCUGGACCUCCUGGGACAGUCUCUGCCCGAAUGGAACUAUUAUGUUGUUCGGUUCUCGAAUAUAUCCGAUGAGUUGCAUCAUCCACGACGGUGGUGAGGUCGGAAGAGGAACCUAGUCGAGCGAAUUACUGGCACGGCUUCGAGUCUUCUUCCCAUGAAACCUGCUGCUCUCAAAAGCGAAUGUCGUACCUGUUAGGGCGUUCACCGGAUGGAGACCGCGAAGACGAGGCAUGUUCCUGCUUGGCCCCGCGGGCCUUCUUGUCAGUCUUGCGGACGCCGCGGCCAGCGCCACCCAUGACUGAAGGCGAAACGGGAGCGAUACGCGUCGUGGUGGUGGAAGACCAAAAUCAGAAUCGGUGCCAGCAGGGCGAACCUUUGGCGGUCCUUGAAGCUGACACGUGUGAGACUGGGGAGAACCUCCUGUAGGACGUUCGAGCCGCCUCCGCAGCGUCCACAUUCGAAACGCCAGGGACGCACGUUUCGAACUUGAGUCAACAUGGC